Molecule: messenger RNA, 673 nt
Organism: Punica granatum (pomegranate)
Lineage: Eukaryota; Viridiplantae; Streptophyta; Magnoliopsida; Myrtales; Lythraceae
Source: RefSeq, a predicted model, not a curated record
CUCUCGAUCUCUCUAUUGAUCGCUAUAAAUAGGAGCUACCGUCUCUCAGGUUUAUGCACUGAAAUCUGUACUUAGCAAGCUUAAGAUAUAACUGGCAUUACCUCGUACUUGUUCACCAAUUUCUCCAUAGUCAUGGCCAUCUCCAAGACUUCUGUUGCCUGUUUCCUGCUAGUCGUUUCCGUCCUACUCGUCCAGCAGCUCGUUGAAGCCGAUGAUCGUAAGGCCACCGAGGGGUAUGCUAGGGGAAGCUCCCCACCUCAAAAAAUAGAUUGCGGAGGGGCGUGUACUGCUAGGUGCCAGUUAUCAUCGAGGCCGAGGCUGUGCAAGAGGGCAUGCGGGACAUGCUGCUCUCGCUGCAGCUGCGUACCGCCGGGGACUUCCGGCAACUACGAUGCCUGCCCCUGCUAUGCUAGCCUCACCACCCACGGCGGCCGGCGCAAGUGCCCUUGAAAAUAUUAUCGAUCCAUUGCGACCUCUCAACCUUUCUAUAUAUAUUUUUCUGUCUCUUAAUAAUAAUAAUAAAAAAAAAGCAACGUAAACGUUUGGGCACCCGAUUUCCUGAUCGGAUGUACUUAGCAAGUAGGAUGUCCAUAUAUGGUUUCAUGAAGCAGCGUGCUUAUGUAUGAUGUAUAAAUUUUCUCAAAUGGAGUGUCCUGUCUUUUGUCCUUUCUUA